AUGCCCAUUUUUUCUUUCUUUUUUUAUUAUUCUUUCAUUCUUUAUUUUUCUCUUCAUACUUUGAAUUUUUCAUUCACCUUCCUUUAUUCCCAUUGCUUUUUUUCUUUCAUUCUUUUAUUAAUCUCUUUAUUUUUCCUUUUCAUACCUUGUUGUUUCCAUUCGCUUUCUCUUUACCUUUUAACUUUCUUUUCGUUCAUUCAUUCAUUGUGUAUUUUUCUUAUUAUGCCUUGUCUUUUUAUCACCUCUAUGAUUAUUCUCAUGUUUGCUUUUUUUUCCAUUCUUUUUUCUUCAUUCCUUUUUAUCUUCAUACCUUGUAUUUUUCAUCCAUUCUCCAUUUACCGUUUUCCCUGUUAUUUGCUCUUACUUCAUUCCAGGUUACCUUCAUUGAUUCUUUUUCACCAGGCUUCUUAUGUUGCAUUUUUCAGUUGCUUUCUUUCUUUUUCCUUCCGUCCAACUCAUUGUUUCACUCAGUUUAUUAUUUUCUACUUUAAUCAUGACAUUCAUCCAUUUUAUAAUUUAUUCUUUCUUUCUUUCAAUCUUUAUUUUAGAUCGUUUUUUCCUUCCUUCUUUCUAGCCACCUUUUCUCAAUUAUUCUUUUGUUAUCGUCCUCCUUGUAUUCAUUCAUUUCAUUUAACCUUUUUCUUUCUUUCGCUAUCUUUUGGCCAUCAUCUUCUUUUAUUCAUUCAUUUCAUUUAUAAUUUCUUUCUUUUAGCUUUGUUUUCUUUCUUUCUUUCUUUGAGCUCUGUUUCUUUCUUUCUUUUAGUUCUUUUUUUUUCAUUCUUUCUUUUAGCUCUCUCUGUUUUCUUUCUGUCUUUCUUUCUUUCUUUCUUUCUUUCUUUAAGCUCUGUUUCUUUCUUUCUUUCUUUUAGUUCUCUCUGUAUCUUUCUUUCUUUUAGUUUGGUUUUAUGUCUUUCUUUCAUUUUAGUUCUGUUUUCUUUCUGUUUUACUUUCUUUCUUUUAGCUCUGUUUUCUUUAUUUCUUUCUUUUAGCUCUCUCUUCUUUCUUUCUUUCUUUCUUUCUUUCUUUCAUUUAGCACUUUUCGAAAACCGCGGGAAUGAGGUCAUAGCCACGGAAUUUUGGGAAUGUGCGUUUUCCCGCCUUGUCGCUGAUGCCACGGCAGCCAUUGAAGAGAAAUACGGCAUGCACGUUCUGCGCACGCGCGGAAAUGACAGCACUCGCACACAUACGCAUGCACGUGCGCACAUAUGCUUCUCAUUCCAACAUGUCAUAUCUUUUCUUCCCUUUGUCUCUUACCAACUGGCUUUAUCAUUUUUGCUUUCUGCAUUUGAUUAUUUUUUGUCUGCUUAUCUUUCUAUCAUUCAUUUCUGUCGUUCUCUGCCACAUCUAUUCUUAUCUAUCUAUCUAUCUAUCUAUCUAUCUAUCUAUCUAUCUAUCUAUCUAUCUACUUCUGUUUAUUUUUACGUAUCUAUCUAUCUAUCUAUCUAUCUAUCUAUCUACUGUUUAUUUUUACGUAUCCAUCUAUCUUUCUAUCUAUCUUCUUCUGUCUAUUUUUAUGUAUCUAUCUUUCUAUCUAUCUACUUCUUUCUAUUUUUACGUAUCUAUCUAUCUAUCUAUCUAUCUUUUGCCGUUGCAUUUUGUUUUGAUGACCCUUUCUUUUCAUUUAUUCCACAUGUAAUAUUUGCAACAGUUCCGAAAUUUAUUCUUUGGAAAUUCUAA
Molecule: messenger RNA, 1677 nt
Organism: Acanthosepion pharaonis
Lineage: Eukaryota; Metazoa; Mollusca; Cephalopoda; Sepiida; Sepiidae
Source: the annotation of a GenBank genome assembly